AUGUCUGACUCAAAGAAUAGACUUCAAGUCCUUCCAAGUCGUAUGACUUUGUCUAACAUGAAAAUUCGUUUGCAAGGUGCCAAGAAGGGUUACAGUUUAUUAAAGAAAAAGUCUGAUGCUUUGAAUAUUAAAUUCCGUUCCAUCUUGAAGGAUAUCAAGGAUCAAAAGGAAGGCAUGUCGGAUAUGUUCCGUAAAGCCUACUUCUCACUUGCUGAAGCUCGUUAUAAUGCUGGAGAUAUUUCAUAUGCUGUGAUUGAAAGUGUUAAAAGUGCUGCUACAAAAGUCAAGAUGCGUACAGACAAUAUUGCUGGUGUUACUUUGCCAGUUUUCCAACAAGAUGAUAGUUCACAAAGUGAAGAAGGAAUGACAUCAAUGAUUUCACGUGGUGGUGAACAAAUUCAAAACUGUAAAUCCAUCUUUACUGAAGCACUUCAAAGUCUCAUCAAACUUGCCAGUUUACAAACCAGUUUCGUUACACUCGAUCAAGCAAUCAAAUUAACAAAUCGUCGUGUUAACGCUUUGGAAAAGGUUAUUCAACCAAGAAUUCAAAAUACUAUUAGUUAUAUUAUCAGUGAAUUGGAUGAAUUGGAAAGAGAGGAAUUCUUUAGAUUGAAGAAGAUUCGUAACAAGAAGAUCAAGGACGCUCAAAGGAAACAAAAGAUUGCUGAUGAAUUGAAGAAGUUGAAUCCAACAUCAUCCGAACCAGUUCAUCAAACCCAACAAAAGAACGUUUUGGAUACAUUCGAUGAUGAAAUUGUUGUGUAA
Molecule: messenger RNA, 765 nt
Organism: Naegleria gruberi
Lineage: Eukaryota; Heterolobosea; Eutetramitea; Acrasida; Naegleriidae
Exons: 1
Coding region: 1-765 (254 amino acids)
Cellular component (GO): proton-transporting V-type ATPase complex; vacuolar membrane
Molecular function (GO): proton-transporting ATPase activity, rotational mechanism
Source: RefSeq, a predicted model, not a curated record